Molecule: messenger RNA, 1230 nt
Organism: Capsella rubella
Lineage: Eukaryota; Viridiplantae; Streptophyta; Magnoliopsida; Brassicales; Brassicaceae
Product: geranylgeranyl pyrophosphate synthase 3, chloroplastic
Exons: 2
Coding region: 1-1074 (357 amino acids)
Biological process (GO): isoprenoid biosynthetic process
Molecular function (GO): geranylgeranyl diphosphate synthase activity
Source: RefSeq, a predicted model, not a curated record
AUGGCUACUACUGUUCUUCUCAGCUCAUUCCCCCUCUUCCUUCAAUCCAAAGAAAGAAGAGACAACUCCAUAUCAUCCGUCAAGACUCUUAAAAAACGCACUAUCUCUUCUGCACUCACCUCAUUACCAGGCCGAGACGUGAUUCCAACAGAGGGAAAUAGCAAUGAUCGCCACUCUCCCUUUGACUUCAAGUCCUAUAUGAACCGUAAAGCUGAAUCUGUAAGUGCGGCUCUCAACGUUUCAGUACCGCUCCAAGAACCCCUCACGGUCCAGGAGGCCCUGCGGUACUCAUUGCUAGCUGGCGGGAAACGUGUGAGGCCUCUGCUCUGCAUUGCCGCCUGCGAGCUUGUGGGAGGCGACGAGGCUACUGCCAUGCCAGCUGCUUGCGCGGUAGAGAUGAUCCACACAAGCUCUCUUAUUCAUGACGAUCUCCCGUGCAUGGACAAUGCCGACCUCCGUAGAGGCAAGCCCACCAGCCACAAGGUAUUUGGAGAAAACAUGGCGGUUUUGGCAGGUGAUGCACUCCUUGCUUUGGCGUUUGAACACAUGACUGUUAGGUCUAGUGGGUUGGUCGUUCCUGAGAGGAUGAUCCAUGCGGUAAUUGAGCUGGCAAAGGCCAUAGGGACAACAGGGCUGGUUGCUGGACAAAUGAUAGAUCUAACCAGCGAAAGAAUGGAUCCAGACAGCGUCGGAUUGGAGCAUCUAGAGUUCAUCCAUCUCCACAAAACGGCGGCAUUAUUGGAGGCAGCGGCGGUGUUAGGGGUUAUAAUGGGAGGUGGAACGGAGGAAGAAAUCGAGAAGCUUAGAAAGUAUGCGAGGUGUAUUGGGCUACUGUUUCAGGUGGUCGAUGAUAUUCUUGACGUAACGAAAUCCACUGAGGAAUUGGGUAAGACCGCUGGAAAAGAUGUAAUGGCCGGAAAGGUGACGUAUCCAAGGCUGAUAGGUCUGGAGAGAUCAAGGGAAUUUGCAGAGAAACUGAGCAUGGAAGCGGAGGAACAGCUUUUAGGGUUUGAUCGGGAAAAGGCGGCGCCUCUGGUGGCUCUUGCUAGCUACAUUGCAUGCAGACACAACUGAAUUUUUCAUGGACUAAUCAUAUCCUCAAUGCACCUAAUCUCAUAACAAGUCAUUUUAGUUCGAUCUAUGGUCUUGUUCCUUGUGAAUCAUUUAUGGUCUUGUUCUAUGUGUUUUCAAGUUAGUGUGUUUUUGAAUAAUGUCAUGUUUCAGCAAAUA